CAUCAGAUCAUCUCAACCCUCGAUUCUCCUCCAUCAUCUGACGGCUAACUCUUGAGAGAACAUAAGGAAACAACGUUCGCAUACCAAAUCAAAUCUCACCACCUCUCUCCAACAUCAGUAUCUUGACAGCCCCACCAUUGCAACAGACAAAACCCCUAGACUAGAGUAUAUACGAUAUAUAUACCACCAAUCCUCACUCGUUAGUGAUAGCAAAAUAGCAACUGUCUUGAUAUAAUCAGCGAUCAUAUGUGAUUAUAUUUAUAAUUGAUUUUGUUGUUCGGAGACCGUGUUCUUUGAAUAUGGAUGCUGCCAUGGCGGAAUUUAACGGCCAAGUUGACGGCCUACUCGGCGCCUCUGCGAAGCGUGAGAAGCUCAUUAUUGAUACCGACCCUGGAAUCGAUGAUAGCAUGGCGAUCCUUAUGGCAUUUCAAACACCAGAGUUGGAGGUCUUAGGCUUGACAACAAUAUUUGGUAAUGUGACCACGGAAGAUGCCACUCGUAAUGCCUUGCUUUUGUGUGAGAUUGCAGGGCGUCCAGGUGUUCCUGUGGCAGAGGGCAGCCCUGAGCCGCUAAAGGGAGGUAGGCCUCGGAUUGCGGACUUUGUUCACGGUUCUGAUGGAUUGGGGAACAUAUCUCUGCCUUCCCCAAGUGCAAAGAAAUCUGAGAAGAGUGCUUCUGAGUUUUUGACUGAAAAGGUCUCUGAAUAUCCUGGUGAAGUAUCUAUACUUGCUCUUGGACCUCUAACAAACUUAGCUUUGGCGAUCAAAAGAGACUCUUCCUUUGCGAGCAAGGUUAGAAGGAUUGUAGUACUUGGUGGUGCUUUCUUCGCAUUGGGAAAUGUAAAUCCUGCUGCAGAAGCAAAUAUCUAUGGAGAUCCAGAAGCAGCAGACGUAGUAUUCACUUCAGGGGCAAAUAUUGUUGUCGUUGGAAUUAACGUUACAACCCAAGUUAAGCUAACAGAUGACGAUCUUCUUGAAUUGCGGCAAUCAAAAGGAAAAUAUGCUCUACUUCUAAGUGACAUGUGCAAAUUCUAUAGGGAUUGGCAUGUGAAGUCUGAUGAUGUCUAUGGAGUUUUCCUCCACGACCCUGUUAGUUUUGUGGCACUAGUUCGGCCCGAUCUCUUCACAUACAAGAAGGGCGUUGUGAGGGUUGAGACGCAGGGGAUCUGUAUGGGCCACACCCUUAUGGACCAAGGACUAAAGAAAUGGAAUGGAAGUAACCCGUGGACCGGCUAUUCUCCUCUUUCAGUGGCCUGGACAGUUGACGUUGAUGGGGUCCUUAAUUAUAUAAGAAAACUGUUGAUGAAAGCAUAAAGCUUGGGGUCUUUGACAUCCUUUUCCACAUUUGCCAGAAACCAAAAAUGAAGGCCACAUUGCCUUUGAUUUCAAAUGAGAAUCCUUUGUGACCAUGUUUCAUUGUUCUUGUGGCUGGCCCAAUUCUUGGAUGUGGAGGCUCAUUAUGGGUCUCAAAAUCCUAUCAUGGCAUGCGUAAAUGUGUAUGAACAUUCAGAUCACUGAUGUUAAAACUUUUCAGUACUUCAAUGAGAAAAUUCUUGUUCUUGGGUUAA
Molecule: messenger RNA, 1567 nt
Organism: Tripterygium wilfordii
Lineage: Eukaryota; Viridiplantae; Streptophyta; Magnoliopsida; Celastrales; Celastraceae
Product: uridine nucleosidase 1
Exons: 9
Coding region: 300-1313 (337 amino acids)
Biological process (GO): purine nucleoside catabolic process
Cellular component (GO): cytosol
Molecular function (GO): purine nucleosidase activity
Source: RefSeq, a predicted model, not a curated record